GUUUGUUAUUACAAAAAUCGCACAUUUAUUUAUUACUCUUGUUAUAUUAGAUUUCUGUAGAGAUGUAUAAUAUAUUUCUUGUAAAAUGAACGUUCAGACAUUUACCUUAGAAACAUAAUUGUAUUUACAUAACUGAUUAUUAAAUAAUUGUUUUUUUAUUUUUUGCAUUCACGAAUUUUGCUUAUCGCGGAAGCAUUAACUUCUCAAUCAACUACUGCGUAUAUGGGAAUUAGUCUGCCUUCGCCAGCUACACUAAAAAGUAGUAAAAGCUUUAGUAAAGUAACUAAAAUGCGCAAAUUGAGGUUAUUGAUAUCUAUCAUCGUCAUCACCGUCGCUGGUUACUUUAUCAUCCAUCACCACAUUCAGACAGUCGGUUUGCCGCCUUCUGUAUAUAGGAUUAGAAUGGGUAUUUUGUCUCCUCAGCUCAUUCAUUGGGAAGAAGAAACUGAUCAAUUUAAGAAGAUCUCGUUCUAUGAUGAUGCUCUGCUCACACCACCAGGUAUAAAAACGCCGAUUAUACAAUCACCAAAUAAUCAAAAUCCUUUCACACAAGCCCUUCCCUCUAUUCCUGUUAAUGAAAUUCAAGUAUACCCUCGUACUCCAUCGCUUCCACCGAACGCUCCUGAUUUAGAUCAAAUCUUGUUCGUUAUGACAACUACUUCGAAAAGAGCCCAAGAAUACUCCCAAUUAUGGUCUCAUUUCCUUGAUUAUGACUCUCAAUGCUUAGUUAUGCUCUCACCUUCAGAAUCUCAAGAGCAACAUUCACUUGAAUAUUUCUUACGACAUGAACGGGGACUUAAUUGUUAUGUGAGGACUUCAAAUGUAGAUAAAUAUGAAAACCGUAUGUUAUCUUUACCUGCUGAAGCAUUACAAUUCGCCCCAAACAUUGAUUGGGUCGUCAUUGGUGAUGAUGAUACUACAUUUAUUGAUAUUAGAUUGGUUCAGCGUAUGUUAGCGAAAUAUGAUCCUAGACAAGAUUGGUGCUUAGGCGGAUCCACUGAAUCAGCUCGUCAAUUUGAACAAUUCGGUAAACAGGCUUUUGGUGGCGCAGGUAUUUUCCUCAGUAAUUCUCUAGCUCAACGAAUCGCCGAUACGUUUGAGCUUUGUACUGAAGAAUUUAGAGAUGAAAUGGGUGGCGACGGUAAAUUAUCCAAGUGUGCUGCACUUUCUGCAGAGAAAGAUAUGAAAGACACUAUAACUCAUGAAAAAGGUUUACAUCAAUUGGAUUUACCUGGUAAUGCUGAAGGAUUCUUCCAAUCAGGUCAACCGUUUAUAUCAGUUCACCAUCUGAUCAAUGGUUGGUCUGACGUUAUUCCUAGUUAUUUCCCAAAAUAUAUGUCAGAAGAUUGGACAGCGAUCAAAAUUAUUUUACGUGCAGCGAAAUUCUUAGGAGGUGAUAAUCUGUUUAGAAGAUUUGCUUUUGAUGGUGGUAGAACAUUAGUCACUUUAGGACACUCGAUCAUUGUUUUUAGGGAAACACUAACGCCAGAACACUAUAAAAACGUUGAGCAUACUUGGUUUUGGCCUGAUUAUACUUUAAUUGAUUCAUUACCAACAAGAUCUCACAACAAGCGAUCAUAUGAAUACUUCCUUAAAGAUAUUUACCCAACUUCUUUAGAUUUGUCAACAGUAUCUGGAUAUACUGAACAACCUCCUUCAAACUGGAAUGAAUUAUCGGAUUUAGAGAAAGAUUUUGCUUUGGAACAGUCAUCAACCGUUACUUUUGUAUAUGAGGAAUGGUACAGGAAACGUACACUGAAGAUGGUAUGGGAUGAAACUAGAUCUGAUGUUGAUCUUAAAGGUGAUGGUCAAUGGUUCGGUCAAGAUUGGUUAGAUCAAGAAUCUGAAUAUUUGCAACUUAGAUAUCAAAACAUAUCAUCACAUAUUUAAUUGAUCGUCAAUUUAUCAUAUCAUUAUCAUCAAAGUAUAUAGACUACGACAUCACUUUCCUCUUUCUAGGUUCUCAGAUAUCAUUUUGUACAAGUAGCAGUGUUUUGACGCACUUAUUCAUAAUCAAUCUAUUUUAAUAUUUCGA
Messenger RNA from Wallemia mellicola CBS 633.66, 2035 nucleotides. RefSeq lists its product as hypothetical. The transcript has 2 exons. NCBI's taxonomy places the organism in Eukaryota, Fungi, Basidiomycota, Wallemiomycetes, Wallemiales, Wallemiaceae. The record is from RefSeq and is a predicted model, not a curated record. The coding region runs from base 223 to 1890 and encodes 555 amino acids. Gene Ontology annotation, molecular function: acetylglucosaminyltransferase activity.